Molecule: messenger RNA, 501 nt
Organism: Lolium rigidum
Lineage: Eukaryota; Viridiplantae; Streptophyta; Magnoliopsida; Poales; Poaceae
Exons: 1
Coding region: 1-501 (166 amino acids)
Source: RefSeq, a predicted model, not a curated record
AUGACAAACAUCAUCUCCUCCAACAUACAGUUCACUGGCAGUGCAUACUUUCCUUCAGUAGUUUCCUCCUGUCAGAACACACUCAGCAUCAUUGACAGCAUCAGCAGGCCAGCUACAUCCAUACUUCUCCCUCCAUCAGAUGCAGAACAUCAGGCCAUGAGUAUCCUCUCAGCAAUCCCGCUUGAUCUUCAGGCUGGGAUGGACAUUGCAUCUAUGGUUCUGAACCAAUCUUCCAUUACACUCUCCAACAUGGAAAGAUCAACUCCCACAAACAUUGAGUUUGCGCAGCCGCAACAAUGCAACAGCAACAUGAUCAACAGAUGCAUGGUCGACUUGCCUGAUAUCAGCAACAACGUCGACGGAGCUCCACGGUCCAUCAGUUUCCCGUACAACCUGCAAGGUCCACUUUCUGAUGAGUGGAGGGCGACCGUGCCUUGGGACUCACUCCCUUGCACCACUGAGGUCACCACGAAUUACCAGCCGACCAAGUGCUACACUUGA